Rotaria sp. Silwood1 is the source of this 1494-nucleotide messenger RNA. The record is from the annotation of a GenBank genome assembly. Lineage: Eukaryota; Metazoa; Rotifera; Eurotatoria; Philodinida; Philodinidae.
AUGGCACAUGCAUUUGAUAAUCGAAAUUUUAUUCCGGGUAAACAACAAACAUUCUAUUCUGUUGUUUCACCAACAUCACGUCCUGAUAUAACAAAUGUUCUUUGGGAAACUUCAUCAUCACCUAGAAUUCAAUCAUCAUCAUCAUCAUCACCACCACAAUCUUCACCAAAACCAAAUCAUCCUCCACCAUCAUAUGAAGAAAGUAUUUUUAAUAAAGCUUUAGCUAAUCGUCAAAAUUCUCGAUCAUCAUUACAUUCACCAUCAGUUCAUUAUUAUUCAAAUCAUCAACAACAAAAUAGUCCAAAUCGAACAACAACACCAUUUAUAUCGUAUUCAUCACCAUCAACACCAAAUGAUUCUAUUCAUUAUCAAAGACAACAACAAUCAACAAAAGAAGGAUAUUAUUCAUUUGUAUCACCACAUCGAAGUUCUGAUACAAAACCUCCACCACCUGCUCGUAUGCCUAAAGUAUCAUCAACAAUAAAUAAUAAUUCUCUUCAUCAAACAAAUAUUUUACCUCAAUUUUCACCAAGUGGAAUGAAAACAAGUACAACAUAUCUUAAUACAACACAACUUUAUAUAACUCAAUCAUCAUCUCGUGAUCCACCACCACCACCACCACCACGUUAUCCACUUCAACCACCAGCUAUUCCACCACGAGGUUCACCUAUAUGUAAUCAAUCGAAUUCAGUAGUUAUUCCUGAUUUUAAUUCAUCAGCAUCACCAAAACCUACAAAUCAAAUGAUUUAUCGAUCACCUGUUAUAUCAUCAACAGCGAGACGAAAUGAUAUUAUUGAUUCUCAUACACUUGAACAUCAAUUUAAUUCAUUAUCCAUUAAUAAUAAUCAUAAACAUGAAACAAUUAAUAGAUCGAUCAUAAAAGAAUAUUCAAUAUGUCAGUGUCGAAAAUGUGGUGAAAUAAUAUCAAAUUCAGAUGAUGCUUGUGAUAUACUUGGUCAGAUCUAUCAUAGUUCAUGUGCUGUCUGUGUUUUAUGUGGACGAUCAGUAAAAAAUAAACAUUUUUUUGUUAAAGAUCAAUUAUAUUGUGAAGAAGAUUUUUUGUAUACAGGUUUUCAUCAAACACUUGAACAUUGUAUAGCUUGUGGUCAUUUAAUUACCGAUACAAUUUUACAAGCACUUGGUCAUUCAUAUCAUUUGACAUGUUUCAAAUGUUCAAAAUGUUCAAUUUGUUUAGAUGGUAUACCAUUUAUAACAGAUAAAAAUCAAAAUCUUUUUUGUUUACAUGAUUAUCAUAUGACUUAUGGACCGCGAUGUGAUAAAUGUUCGAAUCCAAUUUGUCCAGAAGAUGGUUCCAAUGAAACUGUACGAAUUAUUUCCAUGGGUAAAACAUUUCAUGUUCAAUGUUAUCAAUGUCAAGAUUGUUCAUUACAAUUGAAUGAUGAACCAGAUCGUCGUUGUUAUCCAUUAGGUGAUAUAUUACUUUGUCAAGCAUGUUGUCGUCGACGUCUUACAUCUGUUAAUAACAAUUUAUAA